CGCUCGCUCUCUCUCUCUCUCUCUCUCUCUCUCUCUCUCUACAUUUUAGCUUCUCCUCCACUGCCCUCCCUCCAUCUUUCCCUCCCUCCCUCCCUUUUCUGCCUUUUCCUCUUUCAUGUCUUCAGCACUUGCUUCAACCCAACCUUGGCUCUAGUUCCUAAAUGCAUCCUUCCACGCCCACCAUCACUGCCCAACCAUCGCGACCACCGCCCCCUCCGUCACCGGACAAACCACCGCAAACGUUCCUUGACCUAAUCACAAGCGUUCUCUCCCUCCUCCUUGUCUCCUCCCUCACCGUCAGAUCCUUCAUCGGACGGUGGCAAGUCAUCCGUACUAAACUCACCUCUCUUCAAUCCUCACUUUCUUUACUCUCUGAUUCCCCUCACUGGUCUCAAAACCCUCUUCUUCAUACUCUCCUCCCUUCCCUCUUAUCGACCCUACAACGCCUCCAAUCUCUUUCUCACCAGUGCACUCUCUCCUCCUUCCCUGGCGGUAAGCUCCUGUUUCAGAGCGACCUCGACAUCGCUUCCUCUUCCCUUUCCAAUCACCUCCAUGACCUCGAUUUACUUCUCAAGUCUGGAGUCCUCCAUCAAUCAAAUGCUAUCGUUCUCUCGCACCCUGGCCCCAGUUCGGACAAAGAGGAAUUAGCCUUUUUUGUGCGGGAUCUUUUUACCAGAUUGCAAAUCGGAGGCGUGGAGUUUAAAAAGAAAGCGUUAGAUUCGCUUAUUCAGAUUCUAAACGACGAUGAGAAAUCUGCCAGUUUAGUCGCUGAAGAGGGAAGUGUUGGGUGUUUGAUUAGUUUACUCGAUUCUCACAAUGAACGUUCGAUUCAAGAGCAAGCAGUCUUGGCCGUGUCGAUUCUGGCUUCUGGAAGCGAUGAAGCUAGAAAAACUGUAUUUGAAGAAGGAGGAUUGGGGCCUUUGUUGAGAAUCCUGGAUACUGGGUCUAUGCUUUUAAAAGAAAAGGCUGCGAUUGCGAUUGAGGUAAUCACCGCGGAACCAGAGAAUGGGUGGGCGAUUUCGGCUUACGGAGGCGUUUCACUGUUGAUUGAAGCGUGUCGAUCUGGAUCGGAGGCGACACAGACAUAUGCUGUGGGUGCUAUUAGGAACGUCGCGGUGGUGGAGGAUAUCAAGAUGGCACUAGCAGAGGAAGGUGCUGUGCCAGUUCUAGUUCAUUUGCUUGUUUCGGGUGCCAGUGCUGCUCAAGAAAAGGCAGCUCAUUGUAUGGCAAUACUGGCUUCUUCCGGCGAGUAUUUUCGCAUGCUGAUAAUCCAAGAAAAGGGUUUGCAGAGACUAAUGGACGUGGUACAAAGUAUGCCAAGUUCAGAUACAAUAGAACACGUUAUGCGAGCAAUCAGCUCUCUCUCAGUCUCGGAUUCCACGGCUCUGAUUCUAUCAUCGUCGACCUUAUUCAUUACCCGCCUUAGCGAAUUCACCAAACAGGGCAGCCUAAUCUUGCAACAAAUCUCGGUAUCAUUGCUUGCUAGUCUCUCAAUUAGCGAUGGGAACAAGCGAGCAAUUUCUGGCUGUGUAGCUUCACUGGUGAAGCUAAUGGAGGUGCCAAAGCCUGCGGGUAUACAAGAGGCAGCAACAGCUGCGCUAGUGUCGUUAUUGACGGUCCGGUCGAAUAGGAAAGAAUUGGUGAGGGAUGAAAAAAGUGUGAUGAAAUUAGUCCAGAUGCUGGAUCCAAAACGUGAACUGGUUUCCAAGAGGUUUCCGGUGAUGGUGGUCGUCGCCGUAUUGACUGGAGGAAGUGGCGAGUGUAGGAAGAGACUUUUGGAUGCCGGAGCUUAUCAGCAUUUGCAAAGGCUGGAGGAGAUGGAGGUAGCCGGAGCUAAGAAGGCUGUGCAGAGACUUGCCAGGAAUAAGCUCAAGAAUAUAUUCUCCAGGACUUGGAGGGAAUAACCAGAAAAGAAACUAACCCCGCCAACAAAAAGGAGUCUUUGUAUUUUCUAACUGUCCAAGAAUGAGGAAAACACUACUUUUGUGGACAAAGCAAGCAACCAACAAACACACAUCUCGUAUACUCCAACCCCACUUUUUUUUUUUUUCCUUCACUUUUUAUAAUGUUUAUUAACUCAUAAUAUCAUAAUCUUAUUUAAUUCUAAAAUAUUUAUAUAUUAAGUGGCAAAAGCAUGGAGGCAGGUUUUAGGGAGUAUCCUCGAUUGCUUUUGGUUCUGAUAUGGUAAUUCUUAUUGAUUGAUUCACCCUUGAAGCUUGUAAGGGAGGUUAUUAUGAUUGUCAUGCUUUUCCCUGUAAUUUUAUUUUUACAAAAAUUGAUCAAGUUUGUUUGAUAUGUACAUCCCAAAAAGUCUGUAAUAGCUAUAUGGAUUUUUUAUACAAAUUAAGCGUGCAAUGGAGUGUUGAUGUUUGGAUUCUGUA
Hevea brasiliensis (rubber tree) is the source of this 2381-nucleotide messenger RNA. RefSeq names its product importin subunit alpha-1b. NCBI's taxonomy places the organism in Eukaryota, Viridiplantae, Streptophyta, Magnoliopsida, Malpighiales, Euphorbiaceae. The transcript has 2 exons. Gene Ontology annotation, molecular function: protein binding. The coding region runs from base 162 to 1904 and encodes 580 amino acids. The record is from RefSeq and is a predicted model, not a curated record.